CCUGCAAUUUAACCCUUAGGAAAUCUCACACACAACACACACGCUUGCUUGAACCGCGAUACACAAAAUAUACAUACAUACAUACGAACAUAACAAAAGGCUGAACAUCUGGGCGAAUAUAAAGUGCAUGGGAGCACACGUAUCUCCAAUGACAAUCGUUUUCGUGGUCAACAUUGUCAGUGAGUGUCCGUGGUGAUGUUGAGAGCCAGGUUAGAAAAAACUGAGCACUAGAAACCAAUUUGAAGGAAAAAUCAGUGUAAACGAGGAUUGAAAGUGUGCGUAAAUAUGUUUAAUUAAUUCAUGAAAAAUAUCAAAAUCGGAUAAUCUUGAAAAUUCAAAUAAUUCCGAAAGAACGGAGAAACAGCAACUUGACCAGAUCGUACACACGAAAAAAAUUGAUCAAAUGUGAAAUCAACAGUGGCAGUCGUCUUUUUUUUUCUCUCCCAUCUCUCGGAAAGAAUCAAAUUCUUUUCCUGCUGCCAAAGAUUCUGCACUAAUGCCUCUCGUAGCGAGAAAUUGUCCACACAUCUGCAAUCACGGCGACCUGACAAUUGUCGAAGCUGUCUUUGCUCAGAAAGAAAAAUUUGUAAAAUGCAGCGACUGCGACAGCGAAGGUCCCAACCUCUGGCUAUGCCUCUUUCCCGAUUGUCGGUGGGUUGGCUGUGCCGAAACUCAUCAAGAUCACAGCACUACCCACAACACCGAUUAUCCCCUACAUUGCGCCCACAUGAAUUUAUCUACAAAUCGAAUUUGGUGCUAUGCCUGUGAGAAAGAAGUCAUUGCGCGUCAUAUUCCAUCUCCACCUCUCUCCCCUAGUCAAUUAGACGCCAAAAUAGGAGCCGACAGGUUUUCUCGUACCGCUUCUGUCAAUAUUGACUUCAAGGCUGAUGAUGCGGAUUACGAGGCCACCAGGUUCCUUGCCGAAAGCAGGGUAUACACGAACCACAGGAUGAAGUUGGAAAAGGCGAUACUGACUCACGAGCGAGGUGGGGAUUCGCCGGACAGUACUGAUUCGGAGGACACGAAGGACUUGUCGGGGAAGCCUCGUGGUUUGGUGGGAUUGCAGAACAUCGGAAACACCUGUUACAUGAAUGCAGCGUUACAGGCGUUAUCGAACGUGCUGCCAUUGACGCAAUUUUUUUUAGACUGUGGCCACAUGGUCAGUUACAUAGCGCGUGAAAGGAAGCCAGGAUUAUGUUUGAGUUACAUGAAUUUGGUGAAGGACAUGUGGAACAGGAAAACACGGGGUUAUGUAGUCCCGCAUGGAAUUCUGUCUGGGAUUCGAACGGUGCACCCGAUGUUCCGUGGCUAUCAUCAGCACGACACGCAAGAAUUUCUACGUUGUUUUAUGGAUCAAUUGCACGAGGAACUGAAGGAACAAUUGGAGGGGGAUCGGGAGUUGAUUUUAGGCCCGAAGAGCCACGAGGAGCAUUCAGAAGAGGAGGGAAAGAACGAUGAUCAAGACGAUGAGGAGGAUGAGGAGGAAGAGGAGGAAACCGAAGUCGAAGGUAACGGUUCGAGUCAAUCGGACGGAGAGUACGAGACUUGUGACUCGGGGGUGAGCGAGCAGAGCUCGUUAUCCGACGAAGGCGAGAGAGGCACCAAGAGAAGAUAUUCGAGGAUCUCGCAGUCGGACAAAUUACGCAAUAAAUUGACGAAUCGUGGACGGAAUAAGAGUUCGGGAGACGAUAAUUUUGGGCAGCAAGCGAUACCCACUUGCCAGGGCCAACAAGGACAACAGAGAUCGAUGCAAAAUUCACCUGCGAAACAUCGAUCCAAAAAACAAACUAAAACACGGAGCAUAAUAAGCGACAUAUUCGAUGGGAAAUUGCUCAGUAGCGUUCAGUGUCUAACAUGCGAUCGCGUCUCAACGAGAAUCGAAACUUUCCAAGACCUCUCGCUGCCGAUACCCAGCAGAGAUCACAUCGAUAUGCUCCACCAGGGAUCUCUGACUCCGCAAAAAGCCGGACCUUGCUCCGACGUCGUUUACGUCACUAAUCAAUCUUCCUGGUUGUCGUGGUUCGUACAAUGGAUGAGAUCCUGGUUCUGGGGCCCCGUGGUCAGCCUUCACGACUGUUUAGCCGCUUUCUUCAGCGCCGACGAGCUCAAGGGCGACAAUAUGUACAGUUGCGAGAAAUGCAACAAGCUCCGCAACGGUAUUAAAUUUUCAAAAGUUCUCGAACUCCCUGAAAUACUUUGUAUACAUUUGAAAAGAUUUCGUCACGAAUUAAUGUUCAGCUCGAAAAUAGCUAAUUACGUAUCGUUCCCGCUGGAAGGACUCGACAUGAGACCUUAUCUGCACAAAGAGUGCGUUUCCAAGGUAACCACCUACGACCUCGUCUCCGUCAUCUGUCAUCAUGGCACAGCCGGCGGCGGUCAUUAUACUUGUUACGCUCUCAAUCCCAUCGUGAAUCAAUGGUUCGAAUUCGACGAUCAAUGCGUCACUCAGGUCACUCCUGAAACCGUCAAAAAUUGCGAGGCUUAUGUUCUUUUUUACAAAAAAGUAUCAACCGAGAUGCUGCAACUACGCGACAAAACGGUCGAACUGCUUGAGAAAUCUUCGCGGGAACCUUCCGAGCUCAAUUUCUACGUUUCACGACAAUGGAUCAAUCGCUUCAACACAUUCUCCGAACCCGGGCCCAUCGUCAAUUCUGACUUUUUAUGCCCCCAUGGCGGUGUCAAUCCCGUUAGAGCUGGCUUCGUCGACAAAAUCAGUUUACCCCUCUCGCAACCCGUUUGGGAAUUUAUGUACAAUAAAUUCGGCGGUGGCCCGGCAUGCACGCAUCUUUACGAAUGUCCCGUUUGCGAAGAGAAGUACGAAUCGUUGCAGAAACGUAGAUUGUACGAAAUGGACGUAUUCCAACGUUACAACUCGGACAACCCAUCGGCCAUUUACGCCAUUGCCAUGACCUGGCUUCGUCAGUGGCAAAGUUUCGUAAAAGGCAAAGAGAUCCAGCCACCAGGACCAAUUGACAACACCUCGAUCAUUGUUAACAAAAACGGACAGAACGUUUUGAAAGCUGGUUCCGACUGCGGCCAAAUAUCGGAGGAGCUUUGGCAAUUUUUCUACAGCACUUACGGGGGUGGUCCCGAACUGAUGCUGCACUCUGGGCAACGUUCGGCGCAGCUCCAGCCAAAUAUUUCGUUACAUUCCUCGUCAACGCCGAACCUCGUUGAGCAGCCUCCGAAACCAAAUCGCGCGGAAAGCGCAUUAACCAAAAUAAGUUCAACGAAGAGUACGGAGACGAUAUCGUUACAGGAUAGUGCUAUCGACAGUAUAGCGUCGGACAGUGACUCGCUGCAUACGCAGAGAGACACCAUUGGAUAAGUUCAUUUUCAUAUUCACGAAAUCGAAUAAUAUCCAAAUUGGAAGAUAAACUAAAACUAGGUAAACUAAAUCGCGUUCCUUCAGCAGACUUUAAAUAAACGCAAAAGCAACAAAAUAAUGUAAAGUAAGAUUUUAAAAAGCCAUGAGAAUCAUGCAUCGUGAUAAAAGCUCUUGAUAUUCAUCGAGACAAAAUGAAAGAGUCUAAACGUACGCACGGCCGAGAACAAAAGUCGAACCGCGUCGAUCACUCAAUUAGCUGCAAUUACUGUUGAAACACUUUUCAUCACCGCGUCUAUACGACUGUAAAUCCACAAUGAUCAUUUUAUCGACGUUCAAUAUUCGAUGAGCCGAGGGGACGAUAUCGAAAAACAAUGAAAAGAAAAAGAACGAAUAGAGUUUCGUUUGUGAUAUGCCUGCUUGACAGAAAGAUGGCUAUGCGUCGUUGAGAAAAACACAAAAAACUAUAAGCAUUUCUUAUUAAUUCUCCAAAAUUAAGGGUGUUGUGCAUAAAGACAUUUUCUUCAUUAUUUUUUUCGCUUCUCAAAUAUCUAUUAUUUUCAUAAUGAAUAUUUUAAACGAGGAAUAAAUAUUGAGUAUCAGUUGUACGUGUACUAUAGACAUUUGAUUGAAUUGGAAUUCCAUUCGAAAAGUGUAUAAUUAUGUUUAUAUAUAUAUAUAUAUAUAUAUGUAUGCAUGUGUAACUAGUCGAGAAAACUUGUUGCAUAUAUUUCCAAGUUGAAAAACAAUGACGAAACGAGGCAAAAGUCUUUGUGUACAAUAAUCCGGGCUUUGUUGAUUCGUUCCGAAUAUUCUCUCGAUCUCUUCAUUUUUUUCGCGUCGUUAAUCUGUAAAAUAACGGAGUAAAAAUGAGGAAAGAAACGACGAAAAAAAUGAAGGACGAGAAAAAGAGGGUUAGGGCUGGUGAUUGUAAAUUUGUCUAGUUUUUAAAAUAAUAUCUUAACACUCGAUCGUGAAGGGGGUUAAGAGUAGAGGAAAGGGCUUAUGGAACAAUGGGAAAAGAGAAAAAACAAAAGAAACAGUACAAAAUUUGUCGUUCAGUUCUUUCGUUCUUUCGAGCAAAAAAUACCGAACAAACGUAGAGGGGGGAACGAGCGAAGAGGUUCCAUCCCGGCGUUCCAUGAAUGUAUGAUCAAUCGUUGAUUUUUUGUACGAUCGUUUUAUUAAUUAUAUAUUUAUCAUUAUUUGUAUUUCACACCUACAUGUACAAAAGCAUUUCGCAAUGAAAGAGGAUCCGCGAAUUCGCUUACCACAGAAUCGCAAAAAUGUUUAUAUUUAAAAAAACGGUUCACUCGAUCGGAGUUGAACGACGAGAAACGGACGCAACAUCGGCGAGCAGUUUUGUCCAAGAGUCGAGUCCGUCACAAAGAGAACAAUCGCUCGGCCCGAUUUCUUUUUCCUAAAUGCGACCGCCGACGAUUCGAAUAAUUGAUGGUUUCUCCCGUUCGCCUCGUUUUAUUUUAUUAAUUUAUACGUUAGAGUGAAUUAGAAAACAAAAUAAUAAAAAAAAAAACGUUUUCGCCGGGGUAGAUUUAUAGUACGGAAAGUUAUUGGGGCUCUCGUCGAGCAGGGGGUGGCGCACUCGACGUUUCAACGGUUAUGUAUAUAUAUCUAUGGCGCUAAUUAUCCUUAUCGCAAAUUCAUGGUUCUACCGUUGACUGACAUGAAUAUUAUUGUGUAUUUCUAUAUCUCACUUGUACGACGUCUUAAUGCGCACGCCGAGCAUCGAAAACCAAGAAAAACAAUAACAACAAUUGAAUAAAAGAAAAGAAUCUUUAAAAUCGAUGGAUGCGGAGAUUUUGGAAAAAUUCGUCAUAACUUUCCUUCGCGGUGUACCGUGACGAGUGCUGCAACGAUUUUGUAGCGCCGGUUCGCUCCCGGACUCCGAGAGACCCGGGCGACUUCUCCGUUCGGCGCGCCCCCGUUCGAUGGGCAAAUGUCAUUCUCGUUGAUGUCUUCGGGAGGCUGGAUCGUAUUGAAAAAGUGACUGGGAGAACUUGAAUUUUAGAAAUGUCAUCCUCUGCGCGGCGUCCGAACGACGCUGAUGUAAUUUUUCAUGAAAUUUUCGUAAAUAAAUAAUAAAACUAUGUCGGCGAGGAGUCGGAGGCACACGACACUCGGCCGUAAUCGCGGGGAGGGCUUGUAAAUUGUAACAACAAUGGAUCAUCUAUCUGAAAAUGUAACAUACCUAAAUAAGGUUAAUAAACGAAUGGAUUGGUUUUCAUGAUUUAUUGAAAAACGAAAA
Molecule: messenger RNA, 5591 nt
Organism: Venturia canescens
Lineage: Eukaryota; Metazoa; Arthropoda; Insecta; Hymenoptera; Ichneumonidae
Gene: Usp20-33
Product: Ubiquitin specific protease 20/33
Exons: 4
Coding region: 497-3328 (943 amino acids)
Biological process (GO): protein deubiquitination
Cellular component (GO): cytoplasm
Molecular function (GO): zinc ion binding; cysteine-type deubiquitinase activity
Source: RefSeq, a predicted model, not a curated record